AUGGAUAAUAAUAAUUGUGAUACAAAAAUUAAUGUUUCUAAUGACACUAGUUUAGUUACAGACAAUGCAAAAAGCAUUGUAAAUGAUAUUAAAUUUAGUAAUGAACCCUCAAAUGAUGCUAAAAUAGCAGAAAAGAAAAGGAAACGAAAAGAAAAAGCUGAAAGUAAACGAUUAGCAGAUGAAAAAUAUAAUCAUAUAGUUCAAGAACAGCAAUAUAAACGAUUAAUGCAUUUGUUAAAUAGAAGUAAAUUUUAUGCUUCAUAUAUCGUUAAUAAAAUUAACAAUAGUUUGGUAAAAGAUGCCGAAGUUAUAAAAAGAAAUGAAAAGGAACUGGAUUCCAUAGAUGAAAAUACACCACCACAAGAGAUAGAAAAGAAGAAAAGUCAUAAUUCACAAACAUAUAUAUCUAAGGAUGUAAAACGAAAAGUACAUAUAAAUAAGAACAAGUUGAAUUUAAGUGAAAAUGAGAUUGAGUAUGAGUUAGUUAUAAAUUCUGAAAGUAAAACAAAGGAUAUUGAUAAUGUUAUUGUUGAAACACCAAAAUAUUUUAAUGGAGAUUUACGAGAUUAUCAAAAAGAAGGACUUAAGUGGUUAAAAGUUCUUUAUGAAAAUGGUAUAAAUGGAAUUUUGGCUGAUGAAAUGGGUCUUGGAAAAACAAUUCAAGUUAUAGCUUUACUAUGUCAUCUUCUUGAAAAAAAACAAGAUGGGCCAUAUUUAUUAGUGGCUCCACUCUCUACUAUACCAAAUUGGAUGUUAGAAUUUGAAAAAUUUGCACCAAAAUUACCUGUUGUAUUAUUUCAUGGUACACAAGAGAAACAUAUAUUAAAGAGAAAAAUUAAACAGAAGUAUAAAAUUACAGAAACUUAUAGUACACUACCAAUUGUACUUACUACUUUUGAGGUCCCAUUACAUGAAAGUAAUUUUAUUAAAUCUUUGAAUUGGAAGUAUAUAAUCAUAGAUGAAGGACAUCGAAUUAAAAAUCAUAAAUGUCAACUCCUUCAGGUUUUAAAGUCUUGUAGAUCUAUGAAUAGACUUUUAUUAACAGGCACACCAUUACAAAAUAAUUUAGCAGAAUUAUGGUCAUUAUUAAAUUUUUUGCUACCAGAAAUUUUUGAUGAUUUAACUGUUUUUGAAUCAUGGUUUGAUGCAAAAGAACAUCAGGGAGAUGAAGGAACCAAAAAAUUCUUAAAAUUAGAAGAAGAUAAACGUGUAUUGUCAUCAUUACGAGAAAUAUUACAACCUUUUCUCUUAAGACGCGAAAAAGCAAACGUUUGUUUGGAUAUUCCACCAAAAAAAGAAUUAAUUGUUUAUGCUCCCCUAACACAAUUGCAACAUGAUUUAUAUAAAGCACUUAUAAAUCGUGAUAUAGAUGAAUUUAAUAAGAUUGAGGAAGAUCUAAUUAUACAUUCGGAUGAUGGUAACAGACCUAAAAGAAAAUGUGCAUUAAAAAGUAUGUAUAUCAUGAAUACAAGAUUUGAAAGAGAAGUGUCACUAAGUACUACUUUUCAACAAAGUGACGAAAGCAUGGACAGUGAUGUUUGGAAACAAGUAAAUCCUAAAAAUGAACAAAAUUUAAUAACGUGGAACAAAUAUACUAAUGUUACCAAUGAUAAUCGAGACUUCUUAAUUCAUAUUCAUAGUCGACAUCAUAUUUUUUACAAAAAAAUUGUAAAUCAUCCAUAUUUGAUACAUUACCCAUUGGGUCUAGAUCUUUCGCCAAAAAUAGAUGAAGAAUUAAUUAAAUCAUCUGGUAAGCUUCUAGUGUUAGAUGCAAUGCUUGCAAGACUUAAAAAAAGAGGACAUAGAGUUUUGUUAUUUACUACCAUGACUAUGAUAUUAGACAUUAUAGAAGAUUAUCUUUCAUUACGGAAUUACAAAUAUAUCAGAUUAGAUGGUACUACUAAACUCAUUGAUCGAAAGGAACGUAUUGAAGAUUUUAAUACAAAUUCUGAAAUAUUUUUAUUUCUUAUGACUACAAGAGCAGGUGGUGUUGGAUUAAAUCUUGUUGGAGCAGAUACUGUUAUUGUAUAUGAUUGUGAUUGGAAUCCUCAAGUAGAUAUACAAGCUGUGGCACGUUGUCAUAGAAUAGGACAAACACGCCCAGUAAUGAUAUAUAAGUUAUGUACCAAAGGCACUAUUGAUGAAGCAAUUAUUAAUCGUGCUGAAGCUAAACGUCUUUUAGAAAAAGUGGUUAUCUCUAAACACAUUAAGGAAAUAAAUGUAAGGAAUAAAGCAGACUUAAUAAAACUACAAAAAAUGUUAGAAUCAAAUGAACAUCAAGUAGUUGCAUCUGAAAAUGAAGUUUUUACAGAGGAAGAACUUAACCAACUGCUAGAUAGAAGUGGCCUAUUUAAAAAGCAAAUAGAAUCCUAAAUACUCC
This is a messenger RNA of Eufriesea mexicana, 2380 nucleotides long. RefSeq names its product lymphoid-specific helicase. Gene Ontology annotation, molecular function: ATP binding; chromatin binding. The coding region runs from base 1 to 2373 and encodes 790 amino acids. Gene Ontology annotation, cellular component: pericentric heterochromatin; nucleus. The transcript is spliced from 7 exons. Gene Ontology annotation, biological process: lymphocyte proliferation; DNA methylation-dependent constitutive heterochromatin formation; negative regulation of gene expression via chromosomal CpG island methylation. Lineage: Eukaryota; Metazoa; Arthropoda; Insecta; Hymenoptera; Apidae. The record is from RefSeq and is a predicted model, not a curated record.